Molecule: messenger RNA, 2730 nt
Organism: Syngnathus acus (greater pipefish)
Lineage: Eukaryota; Metazoa; Chordata; Actinopteri; Syngnathiformes; Syngnathidae
Product: actin filament-associated protein 1-like 1
Exons: 19
Coding region: 125-2440 (771 amino acids)
Cellular component (GO): cytosol
Molecular function (GO): SH3 domain binding
Source: RefSeq, a predicted model, not a curated record
CGGAAAUGGGACGGGCUGCCAUCGUCCAGUCUUGUCUUAAUUGCCUCGCGCCUGGUCCGCUCCGAACACCACGACCAAGCGACGGAAGUGUAGGCAGCAGAUCAAAAGUGCACAUUUGGAGCGCAUGGAGCCCAAACGCCAAAACGAGGCGGUGGAGCGGCUGUUCGGCGAGCUGGCCACUCUCCUCGAGCUGUUGGAUGGCGAGAACCUCAGCGCCACCACUGCCCACAAGAUGGCGUCCGUGCGCAACAUCCUGGACACGCUGCAGGCUUCAGGCGGCGGCUCGGAGGUGUACGUCAACAGCUAUGGCGACGGCACCAGCUUCGUCGAGUCUUUGUUCGAGCGCUUUGACUGCGAUCUGCACACGCUCAGUACCUCUCCCGUCCAACAGAGGGUGGAAGAGGAAGAGGAGACACUUCCAGACAAAUCGACACCCACGGAUACGCCCCCUCCGCUGCCUACCACGCCCCUCCCGGAGGACUACUACGAGGAGGCCCUUCCGCUAGACCAGGACUCGGCCCCCCAGUACUUCACCACCAACGUGGACGCAGCUUCCAGGAACUCUGAGGAAGACGCCUACUACGAAGACGCAGACGACAACUACCCCACUACCAGGAUCAACGGGCCUCCCAAAAACUCCUAUAACGACUCAGACGGAGUGAGCAGCUCCUACGAGUCGUACGAGGAGGACGACGAGUCCAAAGCGCAGAGUCCUCCUCGGAGGCGGAGCCCCGUGGGCGGGAGUUCGGACGCUCCGAUCAGGGACUGCCGGAUUUGCGCCUUUCUGCCGCGGAAGAAGCGAUUCGGGCAGUGGGCCAAACAGCUGGUGGUGGUUCGGGAUAACAAACUACAGUGCUACAAGAGUAUCAAGGAGAGCAGCCCCCACACGGAGCUUCCCCUCAGCCAGUGCAGCGUCCAAUACGUCAACAAGGACGGCCGCAAGAAGAAAAGGCACGAGCUGCGCUUCUCUACGCAUGCCGGAGAGGUUCUGGUUCUGGCCGUGCAGAGCAAAGAGCAGGCCCAGCGAUGGAUGGAGGUGGUGCAAGAUGUCAGCAGCCAUUGUGGCAACACGGACCCUCUCAACGCAUCAACUUCUCCCGUCAUUCAGCGGAAGACGGAGAUUGACAAGAUGCUGCAGUCUGACAAACACGCGUCAGACUCGGACAGCGGGCCCACCACAGACUGCCGGUCAUUCCCGCAUGGACCGCCGCUGGGACCGGGACCAGGACGGGAUGCUAGUGACACACUCAGCAAAGCGAAGCGCGGCAGCGGCGCCUUGUCGGAGUUGACGGGCUCCAUGAGCCGCGCGGCGGGCAAGACCAUCAAUCAAAUCAUCACCUUCUCCAAACGCAAGCCGCCCAUCCCCUCCGGGCGCCACCAAAACCCUGGCUGCGGGUAUCUCAGCGCGUGCGUGGGCGGAGUCUGGAAGGAGUGCUGGUGCACGGUGCGAGCGGGAACUCUGAAGCUACAGAGGGACCCGGGUGACCAGCGGCCCCCCGUCGCGACGGUCCCCCUGCGGGGGGCAGAGGUGGUGCCCGGGGGGCUCGGCCCCAAGCAUCCCUUCUCCUUCCGCAUCCUGCAGGGAGGGGCGGAGCUAGUCGCCUUGGAGGCCAGCUGCUCGGAGAAUAUGGGCCGCUGGCUGGGCGUCCUGCUGGCCGAGACGGGCAGCAGCGCGCUGCCCGAAGAACUCCACUACGACUACGUGGACGUGGACACGCUGACGGACAUCCGCCACGCCGCCCGACACUCCUUCCUCUGGGCCACUUCCUGCCAGCGCGGCGCCGUCACGUACGACGACGUCUACGAAAGCGUGGCGGACGACGACGACUGCGCGGCGACCAGAGGCGGCCCGCCAAGGCGCCGCGCGUCCUUCUCCAGCAGAGACUCGGAUAAGACGGAGCAGCAGGCCACCAUCAAGAGACACGCCUCCAGCGUCAACCAGUAUGCUCGCUACGGGAAAUUGCGUGCCGAGGACGACGCCAGGAGAUACGUGACGGAGAAAGCGGAGCUGGAGAGGCAGAAGGAUGCCCUCAGACGCGCCCUGAACGCCCUGCGCGCCGAGAGGAGAAGCUUGAAGGAAUUAAAGGACGCUCGCAACACAGCGCUCGCAGACCCGGCCGUGGAGCGUCGUUUGGUCCAGUUGGAGACGCUGUGCAAGCAGAAGGAGGAGGAGCGGGUGGAGCUUGAGCUCAAGCUGACCCAAGUCAAAGAAAACCUCAACAAGUCGUUGGCCGGCGGCGCCAUCACGGCCCCGCCCACCAGCGCUACGCUCGUCACCAAGGUGUGCCAUGACAAGGCGAGCAAAGUGUCCAGCAACAGCAGCGUGAUUCCCGUCAACUCGGCUUCGGAGCUGCGAAAGCGCCCGCCCUCGCUCUACGCCUCCUCCAAGGGAAACGUCAUGCAGAAGGCCAAGGAGUGGGAGUCCAAGACGUGCACGUAAUGACUCCCGCCUUGAGGACAUGAGCAAGACCCAAAGGGACACGUGGACAGUGUGACCUUGACCACGCCACCUUGGCGUGUGGACGGGACGCGAUGAUGACGGGAGGUAAGGAUGGGCCCCGCCCCUCCUCUCACCAGCAUAUCAUUCAGAAAGUGCCUUAAUGACCACUCAGCGGCGCCCCCUGGCGUCUGAUUGGAUGACUUGAACUCAUAAAUGAUGAUGACGAUGGUUUGGUGUAUUCUACUGCUGCACUUUAUGGCAUUGAACUAAAAAGACUUGGUCAACGUCUA